Molecule: messenger RNA, 2187 nt
Organism: Daldinia childiae
Lineage: Eukaryota; Fungi; Ascomycota; Sordariomycetes; Xylariales; Hypoxylaceae
Product: Regulatory protein LEU3
Exons: 3
Coding region: 1-2187 (728 amino acids)
Biological process (GO): DNA-templated transcription; regulation of DNA-templated transcription
Cellular component (GO): nucleus
Molecular function (GO): transcription cis-regulatory region binding; zinc ion binding; DNA-binding transcription factor activity, RNA polymerase II-specific
Source: RefSeq, a predicted model, not a curated record
AUGGAUGGCCACACAGUUGUCGGCGCCGUUUCGGCGCCGUCGACGAGCCCUACAAGCCCUGUGAGCGUUCAUCGCCAUGGCUCUAUGAAACGAAAGCGCAGCGAAGGGGGUCUCGGAAUAGAAAGCAGUCCCGGUAGCGUUAUCGGCGACGAAGAUCAGUCUCUCGCCGAACCCGAAAAGAAGAGGCAACCCGGUGUGAAGCGAGCGUGUAAUGAAUGUAGGCAGCAGAAAUUGAGGUGCGAUGUUGUCCAAGAACCAUUUCAGAGCUGUUCGAGGUGUAAUCGUCUAAAACUCGAGUGCAAGAUCGAGUCUAAUUUCAAACGAAUUGGCAAGAGGUCGAAACAUGCUGAGAUGGAAAAAGAAAUCGAUCGGUUACGUCGCAAGAUAGCCCAAGCCAAAGCUCAGGGCUUUGUAAUUGACGAUGACGAAGACCUGCAAUCUCAAUUGCAAUCCCCCGUCGCAAAUAGUGCGUAUUCGCAUACCCGAAAUCCUUCGCUCAUGGGAUCCGAUGAAGCUGUUACGUCCCUUCUGACUCUCAAGCGAGGAGGGUCGUAUAGCCUAGCCGCAACCCAUUAUGCCUAUGAGCUUGAGACAGUGCGGCUGACCGAGCAGGAUGUCCACGGCUUGUUCCAGGAAUUUUUCAGCUGUUACCAUCCGUUUCUACCCUUUUUAAACGAGCAUCAGUCCCCUGAUUUAUAUUAUCAGCAACAUGCCUUACUCUUCUGGACCAUCAUCGCCAUUGCCUCGCGUCGUUACCAUGCUAAGCCCAACAUAUUGCACGAACUGUCAAGCGGCCCUCUGAAUAGACUUCUCUGGGGUACCGUAGGCGACGUGCCGAAUAGCUACUUCGUCGUUAAGGCCCUUUGCCUAUUAUGUACUUGGCCUCUACCGACAAGCACAACGACGGCAGAUCCAACUCAUAUUUUAUGUGGUGUGAUGAUGAAAGCUGCCACAGGUAUUGGUCUACACCGACCUAACCAUACCCAAGAUUUCUCCCGCGUAUCAGUAGAGCUUAACAAGGACCAGCUUCAUGACCGAGUAACGACCUGGGCCGUAUGCAACAUUGUCGCUCAGUCUAUUGGAACCGGCUAUGGCCAGCCGGCUACUUCUCUCUACGACUGGACACUAGCAAUCCGCCCUGGUGAGGAUGGACCCUUCACGCUUUCUCCUGAGCUUGAGGCUAGGUUGAGAAUAGAAAGGUUUUGUGAUAAAGUCUCGAAGGAAAUGUAUAGUAAUGCAAGCGAUCCCAGGGGCGUGGCUGGCGACGAACACAGAGCUAUGCUGAUGCGAGUGUACCGCCGGGACUUCCAAGAAUUACAGACGUCAAUCCUUUCGCAGCGUUUAUCGCAGAUUGUGGAGGUACACUUAACUGCUGCCAAUGUCCAUCUUCGCCUCGCUGGAUUCUUUGAUUCCAGCAGUACUCCUGGUUAUAUGGACGAUCUCAUGGGCCUAUGGCGAGCCAUCACAAGCUUUCUAGAUCUCCUGUUUCUAGACGCAAACCAGCAUAUAUUAGUAUAUGCCACUAAUUAUAUCCAACAGAUGCUAGUUGCUGCCGGAUUUGCUCUACUCAAGUUGAUGAGAUCGUUCUUUGCUAAAACGAUAGACUUCGAAAGGGGAAGAACUCUAUUUCAUAAAACCAUCAAUUCCAUCCGCAGGACGAGCGUGCUAGACAAUGAUCUGCAAUGGCGGCUAGCAGAGCUUAUGGUUCAGAUGUGGAAUGGCGCACGAAUUGACAAUAAGAACAACACCUCAUUUCACGACGACGACAGCUCUGUUCUUAUAGACGAUACCUUGCAAUUGAAGGUCCGUUGUAGGCAUAGCAUGAGUCUCGUAUUUGACUCUAUUUGGCGCUGGAGGGAAGAGUAUCAAGCUCAGGGUCGUGGGACACUUGAUGCUCUUAAACAUCCAACUAAUCCAGACUCAGGUAAUGAGUCUUCCGCGUCUUCCACACAUAUGGAUAGCACAUUAUUGCCGCAUAAUAAUCUGGCGAAUCUGACGACGAUGGCCACGAAUAAUGGCGGCAUAACACCAACGGCAAGUCACGGCCUAAGCGCCGGUGCUAAUAGUAUGAUUGGGCUAGGGUAUGGAAGUGACGCAAACUAUGACUUCUUUGAUCCCCAGCAUUGGAUGCUAGACGGCUUGCUAGAUUUUAACUACACCUUCGCUCAGCCUCUAGAAGGAAUGUAG